AUGAGUACACUAAACAUUGAACAGAGGUACAUCCUGGAGAGCUUGGGGAACAGUGUAGAGGAGAUUAUAACAGAGGACAACUGGGAACUCCGCCAAAGUACUAUAGAGAACAGUGUAGAGGAGAUUACUACAGAGGUCAACUGGGAACUCCGCCAAAGUACUCUAGAGAACAGUGUAGAGGAGAUUACUACAGAGGUCAACUGGGAACUCCGCCAAAGUACUCUAGAGAACAGUGUAGAGGAGAUUACUACAGAGGUCAACUGGGAACUCCGCCAAAGUACUAUAGAGAACAGUGUAGAGGAGAUUACUACAGAGGUCAACAGGGAACUCCGCCAAAGUACUAUAGAGAACAGUGUAGAGGAGAUUACUACAGAGGUCAACUGGGAACUCCGCCAAAGUACUAUAGAGAACAGUGUAGAGGAGAUUACUACAGAGGUCAACAGGGAACUCCGCCAAAGUACUAUAGAGAACAGUGUAGAGGAGAUUACUACAGAGGUCAACAGGGAACUCCGCCAAAGUACUAUAGAGAACAGUGUAGAGGAGAUUACUACAGAGGUCAACAGGGAACUCCGCCAAAGUACUAUAGAGAACAGUGUAGAGGAGAUUACUACAGAGGUCAACAGGGAACUCCGCCAAAGUACUAUAGAGAACAGUGUAGAGGAGAUUACUACAGAGGUCAACAGGGAACUCCGCCAAAGUACUAUAGAGAACAGUGUAGAGGAGAUUACUACAGAGGUCAACAGGGAACUCCGCCAAAGUACUAUAGAGAACAGUGUAGAGGAGAUUACUACAGAGGUCAACUGGGAACUCCGCCAAAGUACUAUAGAGAACAGUGUAGAGGAGAUUACUACAGAGGUCAACAGGGAACUCCGCCAAAGUACUAUAGAGAACAGUGUAGAGGAGAUUACUACAGAGGUCAACUGGGAACUCCGCCAAAGUACUAUAGAGAACAGUGUAGAGGAGAUUACUACAGAGGACAACUGGGAACUCCGCCAAAGUACUAUAGAGAACAGUGUAGAGGAGAUUACUACAGAGGUCAACAGGGAACUCCGCCAAAGUACUAUAGAGAACAGUGUAGAGGAGAUUACUACAGAGGUCAACUGGGAACUCCGCCAAAGUACUAUAGAGAACAGUGUAGAGGAGAUUACUACAGAGGUCAACAGGGAACUCCGCCAAAGUACUAUAGAGAACAGUGUAGAGGAGAUUACUACAGAGGUCAACUGGGAACUCCGCCAAAGUACUAUAGAGAACAGUGUAGAGGAGAUUACUACAGAGGACAACUGGGAACUCCGCCAAAGUACUAUAGAGAACAGUGUAGAGGAGAUUACUACAGAGGACAACUGGGAACUCCGCCAAAGUACUCUAGGGAACAGUGUAGAGGAGAUUACUACAGAGGAGAAUACUGGAGAGUAG
Molecule: messenger RNA, 1413 nt
Organism: Haliotis rufescens (red abalone)
Lineage: Eukaryota; Metazoa; Mollusca; Gastropoda; Lepetellida; Haliotidae
Product: aggrecan core protein-like
Exons: 2
Coding region: 1-1413 (470 amino acids)
Source: RefSeq, a predicted model, not a curated record